AUACAAAUUCAGAUUCAGACAAAAGACUUCACUCUGCUAAAAAUUUAAAAUAUCAAUUGGUAGUAGGUACUUUUGUUGUACUACGUAAGAAAUACGAGUAUUUCGAUAAAAUUAACGCAAUAAUUUUUGAAAAAAGAAAAUGGCAAUUGUUUGGUGUAUGAAAAAUGAGAGAACACCUAUUUUAAGCGUGCUUGCAUAAAAGUAAAAAUAUCUUCCUCGACGGUUGUUACAUUACUACUGAACUGUGUUCGAGCGAAUUCCAAUCACACAAGAUAUUUUUCUUAAAAUAUCGGUCCUUGGCUUUUAAAUAAAAAAAAAAUGGAAAACCCCUUUUGAAAAUUGUGGAGGUUGCGCAUGGAAUCCUUGUCCUGGUUUGCUCCAAACAGCUGUAAUUUAUUGAUUGACCCGGUGUGAAAGAUGCGAAAACCAAAACAAUAGUGUCCUGAUUUGAAAAGCAAGUAGCAAGCGACUGUUUAGAACGCUGUAAAAUGAUCGAUUGUUGCAAAGAAUCCCCCCAAGCAGACAAACGUAAACGAAUAGAAAUAACUCAUAAUAACCAGACCGCAUUAGUGUACAUUAUUAUCAAAAAGCAGUAAUUCAGCCCAAUCCAUCAGCGUGGCGUGUAAAUUCCUCAAAGCUCUCCUCAUUUUCAAAUCCAAAAUGUCGUACAAAAUCUCCAUGAAAAAUGGCAUCAACUGCACGGAAGCACAGUGGAUUAAGAGCAACAAUUUGGUGGACACUAGUGUUAAACUUGCGGGCGAGGAAGCCAAAGACCGACUUUACGAGCCCAAGCACAAAAAGAAGGUUGUGAGAGUGUUAACAGUCAUAGCUUAUGUUUUUUUCGUUUCGUUGGCGGCAAUUAUGCUCUCGCUGUAUUACGUUUUCUUGUGGAACGGAGGACAAAAGACUUUGCCCAAAUAUCCGAUACAGCGCGAAGCGCAAAUGAAAUGCGACAUUGUUGCAGAGAUGCAACAACAGAUCACCAACGUUGCAACAAACGAGGUUUUUUCCACUCCCUCGUCCACGGAGGAAAACACCACGUCGCCGGGCUUCGGACUCAGCUUCGACAAUGAUGAAUUCGAGAAAACAAGCACAUUUAUGAAAAAAAUUAUGUACAAAUACCCCUACGAUGAAAACGACUAGGGCAAACAAAUACUUCCUGUUUGCUCCCAUGACGUGUUUACAUUAUACGCAUUACUUCGUAAUAGGGUUUAUUCUGUAUUUUUAGCUAACAUUUUGAUAUCAUCAUUAAUUUAUUUUUAUAAAAGAAUUGCGGCGUUUUACCAAAUUAUGGUAGGUUCUAGAAUAGAAAAAAAGGUUUGCGACUUGAUUAUUUAUAAGGCUUGAGGAUAAAACCUUUUAUUGAAGGUUGAUUGGUUACAAUUUUCUUUUUUUUUUUUUUGGAAAAGUUUUCACAGGUCUCGAAUUUUGUGUAAAUUUUUCCAGUGUUAGUCACAGGAUUAAAAAGAAUAGCAGUUUCCAGAGCGUUUACAGUAUUUUAGAAUGAAGGUAUUGGUAACAUAAAUCAUCUUCAUCCAAAUGUUUAUCAUCGCUCAGCUUUCAUUCACUCGCGUGUGAGCUUAUAAACAGAUGGAAACUGGUGCAAUACUUCAAAAUUAAUCCAACGCGCAUUGUGUAAGAUUGCGAAAAUUAAAAAAAAAGUUAUGAAAGAGAUUACUAUUAUCUUAUGACGGAGGUUUGCAGUUGAAGGGAACCGGAAGUCUGUUCAACUUAAAGAGGUUCGAAAAUUGAUUUCUAUUAGAAAACGCUCGAAUGCAGCAAAAAACUUCGACAUAUUAUUGAAAUUUUGGGAUCUAAAAGUUCGACUUAUUAAGGUUCCACUGUAGUUAUUUAUUAUUAUGUUCUACGGGUCGCCAUUUUUAUUAAAGCACUCUUCCAAAUUUUGGCGAUUUUUUGACAUUUUAUCGUGUCUUCAGUCUUAUUUGGCAAAAGUAUGACCACUUUCUCGUAGGCAUACGGUUUUUUUGGCAGAGUUGUGGGAUUCAAAUUUGGCGCCAGUUUCAUUAUAGCACUCAUUUAAAUUUUGACGAUUUUCUCCCAUUUUUUUACAGAAACACGGUUCCUGAAUGCAGCAUUUGGCAGAAAGUUGCAUAUUUUCUUUAAUUUUGGCGAUUUUCUGUUACUUAUUGCAGUUGCAUAUUUUCUUUAAUUUUGGCGAUUUUCUGUUACUUAUUGCAGAAAAUAUAUUUGGGUUUUUCGUAAAAAUCAAGCCGCAAGCCUCUUUGUGAAAAAAAACAACAGAAUUUUGUUAAUUUUUUAUUAACAUAAAAAAUACAAUCACAUUUAGAUCUUUAA
Molecule: messenger RNA, 2316 nt
Organism: Tribolium castaneum (red flour beetle)
Lineage: Eukaryota; Metazoa; Arthropoda; Insecta; Coleoptera; Tenebrionidae
Gene: inaF-D
Product: inaF-D
Exons: 2
Coding region: 661-1143 (160 amino acids)
Source: RefSeq, a predicted model, not a curated record